Sclerotinia borealis F-4128 is the source of this 1554-nucleotide messenger RNA. NCBI's taxonomy places the organism in Eukaryota, Fungi, Ascomycota, Leotiomycetes, Helotiales, Sclerotiniaceae. The record is from the annotation of a GenBank genome assembly.
AUGGCAGACCAUUACGGUUCUCCAAAUCAUGAUGGCCAAGCUAUCGAAUCUCAUUCUCCCGAGAAGAUGUCCAUUGGAGAAUAUGCCAGGACCCGAGUUUCUACACUUAAGCCUCCUAUGCACCAAGCUCCAAAUCCCUUCAGACUUUUGGCUAUGUUGAGUGGAAAACAAUGGCUAUUCUUCCUGGUUGGAUUCAUUGCCUGGACCUGGGAUGCGUUCGAUUUCUUCACCGUCAGUCUCACAGUCUCGGAUCUUGCAGAGGAGUUCGAUAAGACCACUACGGACAUCACAUGGGGUAUUACAUUAGUCCUUAUGCUGCGAUCUGUUGGAUCUAUCCUCUUCGGUCUCGCAGCAGAUAGAUACGGUAGAAAAUGGCCCUUCAUCGUCAACAAUCUUCUCUUCAUCGCCCUCGAACUCGGUACCGGUUUCUGUCAAACCUAUAAGCAAUUUCUCGCAUGCCGAGCUCUGUUCGGUAUUGCAAUGGGUGGAUUGUAUGGGAACGCAGCCGCCACUGCGCUCGAAGAUUGUCCCGAAGAAGCUCGUGGUUUGAUUUCUGGUAUGCUUCAACAAGGAUACGCCUUUGGUUAUCUUCUCGCUACAGCUUUUGCAAGAGGCUUGGUAAAUACCACGAGUCAUGGAUGGAGACCUCUGUUUUGGUUCGGGGCUUGCCCACCUGUUCUCAUCAUUAUCUUCCGUCUUUGCCUUCCCGAGACAGAUGCAUAUAAUGAGCGUAUGCUCGUUCGAAAUGAAAGAGGUAAUAUCGGAGCCACUUUUAUUGCCGAAGGAAAAGUCGCUUUGAAGGAGCAUUGGCUCUUGUUGAUCUACUUGGUACUUUUAAUGGCCGGUUUUAACUUCAUGUCCCACGGUUCCCAAGAUCUUUACCCCACCAUGCUCAAGAAUCAAUAUAACUUCUCACCCAAUGCCAUCACCGUCAUCCAAGUCGUCGCCAACCUGGGCGCCAUGACCGGCGGUACAUUAAUCGGCUACUGUUCCCAGAUCUUCGGCCGUCGCUUCUCCAUAAUUUUCAUCUCCAUCAUCGGAGGUGCCAUCCUCUACCCAUACACCUACACCUCCUCCAGCGCCGUCAUCGCCGCCGCCUUCUUCGAACAAUUCUGCGUGCAAGGUGCCUGGGGCGUCAUCCCCAUCCACCUCAUGGAGCUGUCCCCCGGCUCCUUCCGCACCUUUGUCGUCGGCACCGCCUACCAACUCGGAAAUCUCGUAUCCUCAGCGAGCUCCACCAUCGAAGCCCAACUCGGGGAAAAAUUCCCUCUCCCGCCUAAAGGUAAAACGGCUCGCUUUGAAUAUGGAAAGGUCAUUUGUAUUUUCAUGAGUUGCGUGUAUGUAUAUGUGAUUCUGUUGACGUUUGUGGGGCCGGAGUAUUUGAAGAGGAGUUUUGAUGUUCAGCAAGAUAGCGAUUUGGCAGCGGCGGCGGGUCAUGAUACGAUUGAGAAGAGUAUGAGGAAGAUGCGGGGGAAUGGGGGGUUAGAGGGAGAGUCGGCGGAGGAUGUAAAUGUGGGGGGUUUGGAGAAGGGUAAUGCGAGGGAGGUUGAAUAA